CCAUACAAUAAAUAGCUCAAAAACUGAGAUUAAGCAAGAUGAGCAAUGGUAGCCUGGGAUCCUGGUCCACUUCGAAUGCUUCAUGGGAAGAUAUUGGAGCAGAAAAUGGAACUGACCUCCUAACCCCCCAGGAUGGUUUUGAUCAUGGAUCAUUACCAUAUCGUAUAGCAAACAUUCUUAUCUCCGUCUCCAUUUUACUUAUUAGCAUUUUUGGACUUAUGGGGAAUGGAACUGUCAUCUGGUUUCUUGGCUUUUGCAUGAAGAGGAAUCCUUUCACCACCUUCAUCCUCCAUCUGGCUGCUGCUGACCUGGGGACACUCAUAUGCUUAAUUUUUUUCGCCAUUGUAAGUCUUCUUUGGUCAUUUUCACUCCUACCUUGGUAUGUUUAUAAUUUGUUUAUGUCAUUUGGCACUAUUCCUUUAUUGUUUAUGUACAACACUGGUCAAUAUUUGUUGAUAGCCAUUAGCAUGGAUAGGUGCGUUUCUGUCGUCUUCCCCCUUUGGCAUCGAUGCCACAGACCACCAUACUUUUCCACCCUUGUUUGUGUUUCAAUAUGGAUCAUUUCUUUCCUGUUCACUGCAAUCGACAUUUUUACACCGUAUACAGACUUCUACCAGUUUCUAAUGAAUGCUAUACUUUGCCUCCCACUCAUGACUCUUUCCACUAUGGUCCUGUUUAUAAAAGUUUACUUUAGAUCACAAAAGUGGAAGAAGGGAAAAGCUUUAACAGCCAUACUACUUGCCCUCCUCGUCUUCCUCUUCUUAGCUUUCCCAUUUACUUGCAUUUUAUUAAUCUGUUUUUUCACUCCAGUUACAGAUUAUAAUGUGCAAUCUGUUGCAAUAUCUGUUGGGUUAUUAUGCAGUUGCCUGAAUAGCAGUAUUAACCCACUGAUUUAUUUCCUGAUUGGGAGAAACAAGAGGGCUCAAUCUAGGGAGAGCAUGAAGGUCAUACUCCAGAGACUUUUCAAAGAGGAGGAAAACUGCAGAGAGAAGCGAGAAGUUCCAGUUCAAACCCAGAUGUGAAGACUUCAAAAUAGCUCAGAAAACUUCAUUUUCUAUCUCUUGGUGUAUUUCUUGGUACUUGUUUUCCUCUG
This is a messenger RNA of Zootoca vivipara (common lizard), 1093 nucleotides long. RefSeq names its product mas-related G protein-coupled receptor member H-like. Gene Ontology annotation, cellular component: plasma membrane. Gene Ontology annotation, molecular function: G protein-coupled receptor activity. The record is from RefSeq and is a predicted model, not a curated record. Lineage: Eukaryota; Metazoa; Chordata; Lepidosauria; Squamata; Lacertidae. Gene Ontology annotation, biological process: G protein-coupled receptor signaling pathway.